This is a messenger RNA of Thamnophis sirtalis, 283 nucleotides long. The record is from RefSeq and is a predicted model, not a curated record. Lineage: Eukaryota; Metazoa; Chordata; Lepidosauria; Squamata; Natricidae.
AAAGUCACCAAGAUCUCAACCUCUACUGCAGAACACGAGCAAAGAAGCAGGGAAAAAUUACAAGGUGACAGAAGAAGAAAGGAAGCAGAAAAUGAAGGAUGCCACUGACUUGCAGAGUCUGGAAUACCAAUUUGAUGGCCGGGCUCAAGACCCCAUCUCUGGCCAGUAUUACCUGUUUGACAGCAGCACUGGAGCAUGGCGUUGGGUGUGAGCAUGGAGGAAAAUGAAGAGCCAGCUUUCUGGACACCAGCAACUCUUUCUUUGGUAUCUGCUGCCUAUGCUG